This is a messenger RNA of Phytophthora sojae, 626 nucleotides long. RefSeq lists its product as hypothetical. The record is from RefSeq and is a predicted model, not a curated record. Bases 334 to 615 code for a protein of 93 amino acids. NCBI's taxonomy places the organism in Eukaryota, Oomycota, Peronosporomycetes, Peronosporales, Peronosporaceae. The transcript has a single exon.
UGUUUGCUGUGCUGUGUUUGCUGUGCUGUGGUCUGCGUGUGGUCAACAGCUUCGGCUAUUUAGGUUGCGCCAACGCGAAGACAAAGCCUUGAGUUGCUGGAGCGCUGCGCCAACGCACGUGUUGCUGACGAGUACACUCAGCAACUUCGAGCUCAAUUGUGCAGAUUCAUACACCCCACGCCACUACAGCCAGUCACGACGAUCGGACUUCGCCGCCCCGUGUGUUGGAUGCGACACUAGUCGUUCGAGUUGGAGAGCCGCUCGGGUAUUCGCGUGGAGGAUGGCGCAGAGAUUACGUUCGACCGUGAAGAAGGCUACGCUGUAUUCCGCGAGAUGUGCUUGGUGAAGUUUGCAGAGCUGGCUGCAAGCCCGGAGACAGCCAAGAAACGCAUCGAGCAGCACGGCAACAGCGAUAUAUAUCUCAAGCGUGCAAAUAAUGAUGGACAAUCCAAGUACGUGCGGCUGUCUGGGGACAAUUUCUGCUCAACACUUCAGCACCGCUGGAGAUUGCUGCAGCCCAGUGAGAGACUGGUAAGCAGCGCAUUUUGCUUCAAGGUGUUUCUGUAUGUUCGGAGCACGACACAGCCCCCGGUCAGUUUCAUCGUGCUACUGUAGCAAGGAUCCAG